Molecule: messenger RNA, 4788 nt
Organism: Nasonia vitripennis (jewel wasp)
Lineage: Eukaryota; Metazoa; Arthropoda; Insecta; Hymenoptera; Pteromalidae
Gene: Fim
Product: plastin-1
Exons: 4
Coding region: 241-2163 (640 amino acids)
Biological process (GO): actin filament network formation; actin filament bundle assembly
Cellular component (GO): actin filament; cytoplasm; actin filament bundle
Molecular function (GO): actin filament binding; calcium ion binding
Source: RefSeq, a predicted model, not a curated record
CGCAGCGCAGCAGUCGUCCAGUGCAGCUCAGAGCAGCCAGUGCGUUGUCUCUCGUCGAAAGAGAGGAAGGGAGCGUGUGUGUGUUACAGUUUCUCUCUCUCUCUCUCUCUCUCCUUCUCUCUCUUUCCCUGUUGUGCGUCCGCGAGUGAACUAUACUCUGCGUACAGCAGCCGCAGCGGCAGUCGUAGUUCGGAGCUGUGUAAGGACGCGCGCGAUAGCAGCAGCAGCAGCAGCAGCAACAUGGCCACCGCGAUCGACGACCGGCAGGAGCUCCUCGAGCGCUUCCAGGCGAUCGACGAGAACGGCGACGGGUUCAUCGACCUGGCGGAGCUGCGCAACGCCCUGGACCAGUGCGGCUUCAAGAUGCCAGGAUACAAGGUGCGCAGGAUGAUCGAGGAGUACGACGACAAGCGCCGGCCUCAGGAGAAGGGACGUCUGAGCUUCGAGGAGUUCGAGAAGCUGUGCCAAGAACUGAGAGCCAGCGAGCCGAGUUCGACCUUCAAGCAGGUCGUUUCGAAAAAGGAGAACCUCGAGAGGCUUGGAGGCACGUCGGCUGCGUCGAGCGAAGGAACGACCCACUCGGUCAGGCACGAGGAACAGCUCGCCUUCAGCGACUGGAUAAACACGAAUUUGGGACACGAUAAGGACCUCAAGCAUCUGCUGCCCAUCGAUGCCGAGGGGAAAACUUUGUACGACAAGGUCAAGGACGGAAUCCUUCUCUGUAAAAUCAUCAACCACUCGUGUCCAGACACGAUCGACGAGCGCACGAUCAACAAGAAGAACCUGACCCUCUACAGAAUGCACGAGAACCUGACGCUGGCCCUCUCCUCUUCCCAGUCGAUCGGGUGCAACAUCGUCAACAUCGACGCUCACGACCUGACCAAAGGCUCGCCUCACCUGGUCCUCGGACUGCUCUGGCAGAUCAUCCGUAUCGGUCUCUUUAACCAAAUCACUCUCGAGAACUGUCCAGGCCUGGCGCGACUGCUGCAGGACGGCGAACGCAUCGAGGAUCUCCUGCGACUCUCACCAGAGGAGAUCCUGCUACGUUGGGUGAACCAUCACCUCGAGAACGCCGGCAUCGGCAGGCGAUGCAACAACUUCUACUCCGACAUCACCGACUCCGAGAUUUACUCGCACCUCAUCCACCAGAUCGCUCCCAAAGAGGCUGGUGUCAGCCUCGAAGCUCUCAUGGAGUCGAACCACCUCAACCGGGCUGAGAUCAUGCUGCAGCAGGCUGCCAAGAUCGAUUGCCGUAGCUUCGUCACGGCCAGCGACGUCGUCAACGGCAUCCACAAGCUCAAUCUCGCCUUCGUCGCCAACAUGUUCAAUAAGUACCCGGGACUCGACAAGCUCGAGGACGACAGUAUCGAGGGCCUCGAAACCAUCGAGGAGAGUCGCGAGGAGAAGACCUACCGUAACUGGAUGAACUCGAUGGGCGUCACGCCCUAUGUCAAUUGGCUCUACUCCGACCUCGCCGAUGGCCUCAUCUUUUUCCAGCUCUACGACAUCAUCAAGCCUGGUACGGUCAACUGGAACAAGGUGCACAAAAAGUUCUCCAAGCUGCGCAAGUUUAUGGAGAAACUGGAAAACUGCAACUACGUUGUCGAGCUUGGCAAACAGAUGAACUUUUCGCUGGUCGGAAUCGCUGGCCAGGACAUCAACGACGGCACUGUCACCCUCACGCUCGCACUCAUUUGGCAACUUAUGCGAUCUUACACGCUCUCUAUUUUGAGCUCUCUCACUGGCAGGCCCGGUACUGCUGUCGUUGAGAAGGAAAUCGUACAGUGGGUAAACUCGAAGCUCCAGGCAGCUGGUAAAACUUCCUCCAUCAAGAGCUUCCAGGACUACACGAUCUCCAACAGCAAAGUCAUUCUCGACCUCAUUGACUCGAUCAAACCGGGAUCGGUCAACUACGAUCUAGUAAAGGAAGCAGGCAACGAUCAGCCUGAGGAAAAGUUGGACAAUGCAAAGUAUGCGCUAUCCUUGGCCAGAAAAUGCGGAGCCCGCGUUUAUGCGCUGCCCGAAGACAUCACCGAGGUUAAACAGAAGAUGGUCAUGACGGUGUUCGCUUGUCUCAUGGCGACAGAUUACGUGCCGAGCAGGGAUGCGAACAAUCAGAAUAAUGACCUCAUUGCAACUAGCGAGAAUAACGGCCAAUCAUAAGCGAGAGAGCAUUGACGCUCUCCUUUCCUUCUAAUGCCCGAUUGUUUUUUAUGUAAAUAUAUAUGAGUGAAUAUAUUUUUAUCUAUAUUCAUUCGUGUGUGUGCGUGUACGCGCGUCUGUAUGCAAUGAUGCAUAUAUAUAUAUAUACAUAUAUAUAUAAUAUUAUGUACACAUUCGACAUGUUUCGCCGGCCUUUUUGCCACUCGAACGUAGUCAUAAUGAACUAAAAUGUGCUCUACACCUAGCGUAAAAUUACGAUUCCGUAGCACUAUUGAUUUUUUAAUAUCUGCAGAUAUUUUACGUGCUUAUUUAAAAACUGUACGUAUCUACGUACACGCGACGUUUUCCAUUGCAAAUACAACAGUCUUAAAUUGCAACUUGGCAUUUCCGGGAAAGUAAAACUGACAUUACCAGUUUUCGACUUUUUACUCGAAUUUACAAUAUUUUUAUGUUGAGACUACGUGCGAGUUAACAGAUCAUUUGCUAUAAAUACGUAAAAAAAUAACUGUGCAAGUGAUACACUGUUUUUGGACUGUUUUAUUUGAGAUGAAAAGCGUCAUAUAUAUGUACAUUAUUUUUGUUUGUUACUUUAUUGCUAAGUUGCAAUAUCACAUCUUUUUUUUUAUAGUUAAGUAUAGGUACUAUUACUUCAAAAGUCAUAGUAGAUAAAAGUAAUUAAAAAAAUGAGUAUACAAUCAUGCAAUAUUAUAAAUUAUUCAAAUAUCUUUCUAUAUUUGGAUUUUUUUUGUUGUUAAUUUUGAAGAUUUUUUUUAGGUUUUAUAUAUACAAAAGGAAAAUGAAAUUUGAAAUAGCAAUAGCGCUUCAUUUGCCUACAUACUUGAAACGAAAAAUCAAACAAAAAUAUAGCCUAAAUAACUAGCUAUUUAUUUUAUCUUAGGUUGAAUUUUUGUAUUUUGCGGAUCAAAUUUUCAAGUGUACAAACAAAGGAAAAGUAAGAAAGUGGAUAUUGCAGUAGUCCGAAAGUAAUUAAGACAUUUAAAUGCGAGACUUGUACUAUUAUGAGCGAAGAUGGCCUUCCUUCUUUGCAUUUUGAUACAAUCACUAUGUGCAAUAAUAUAAAAAAUCACGAAAGAUCAUGAUAAUGCUUAUAUGAGUAGCUUUUGCAGCAUUCUCGUGGUUUAUGGAAACGUCGAUUUAUAUAUGAAUAAAAAUGCGUAAACUUUCUACAUUUAUAAAUAUAUACAUACAUAAUAUAACUAUAACGUUUAUUAUAUAAUUAACGUAUCUAAUAUAUUAGACAAAAAUCAUUCAAAUGCAAAAUCUCUUAUUUAUGCUUCACAUUGGAGCCAUGCCAAUGAAAAUUAUGAUAUUCAAUAGCGCAUGUAAUGGAUAAGGUUUGAAAUGUAGUACUUUAAAUAUUGCCAUAGUUCAUGAUCCGUACAAAUUUUUAGGCGCACAAACUUUAUUUAUAUACUUUGUUUUUUUUUCAUGGUUUACCCGUGCUCGGAUCUUGAAAAAUUUUCCAACUAUAAAUAAAUUUUUCUCGAAAAACUUAAGUAGAAUCAAAAUGUAAAAUAUUCUCAAAUACGUAGAUUAGUAAAGGAAAAAAGUUGACUUGCGUUUCCUAAGGAUCAUUCACCGUAGUUAAAAAAAACGGUAAAAACGACUGAAAAUGUAGAAUAACAAAAAUAAAGUGUAAAUUCGAUUAAAAGUUUUAGUAAGUUACGAAUCCAAUUCAUAUUUGAAGGAAGUAAGUGACAUUCUGUUACUUAAAAUUUUUUGAAUUUUGUGCUCAAUAACAUUUUUAUCGAAUUGAACUUGUGGCAUAAUUAUUCUACUGUUUACAGUUAGUUUAUUUGUGAACAAAGGCCGGCUGACUUUUUGGGUCAGAAUAUAGGUAGAAUCGAAUUGAAUAGUAACUGCUACGAUUUAUACAUUUUUUAGAUGAAUAAAAUGUUUUAUACAUUCUAUUAGAAAUUCAUGUAAUCAUAUAGGGGAAACAAAUUUUUAAAAAUAAUAUAUUUCUAUUGAUCUAUUGAUGAAGUAUCCAUGUGAGCGUAUAUUAUGAUUUUGUUGUAACAUCUUAAAUAAGCUUAAGACCAUUUCCAGUAUAUUACGAAAAAUUACCUUCUUUACAAAGGUUACUAUUUUACUAUCAUAUAAAAUUAAACUGCAGGCUCCAUAAAUGUAAGCAUUUUAAAACGCAUAAAUAGUAACAUCAAAUUCGGAGAAGGUACAAAGAGUUCUCUCAUCCUUUUUAUAAACCCCAUGAGCAUAAUAAGAGCACUCGUCCUAAUGAAUAGAUUUCCUACGAAGCUAUUUACAGAUAAUAAAGUUUGUAAAAAAUGGGUAGUGAUUUUUACAAAGUUUGUAUACAUCCGCGAUCACCAACGAUUAUAGAAUAUGUUCACCUCGAUUGAAUAAUUAGAAUUGGAAUGGGUAUGAAAGUUUAAUCUUUUAUAUCAACACUAAUAUACAUAUAUUUUUAAAAGAAUACGAAUGUAACUACUCAGUAAAAUUGUACUACUAUCAUCGAAUGCAGUCUUCUUUUGUAAAUGAUUUUACGCAUGCAUGUAAAAUUACAAAAAAAAAAAAAUUAACGUGCAUUUAUUGUAUAACGUAGCACAGUGGGGUGUGCAAAUAAACAAAGGUGAAUAGAGUUAA